Molecule: messenger RNA, 2370 nt
Organism: Electrophorus electricus (electric eel)
Lineage: Eukaryota; Metazoa; Chordata; Actinopteri; Gymnotiformes; Gymnotidae
Gene: tnfaip8l2b
Product: tumor necrosis factor, alpha-induced protein 8-like 2b
Biological process (GO): regulation of apoptotic process
Cellular component (GO): cytoplasm
Source: RefSeq, a predicted model, not a curated record
GGCAAAGAAAAUGAGGGACAGAAGCAUGCACUCUUAGGGGUGUGUCUUAGAAAAUUAGUUCCUCAAGGAAGUACAAGCCAAAUUAUCUUGAAACAGAGCGGCGAGCAGAUCAGAGGAUUUGCCUGAAAGAUUUUGUAAUAUUCCUGUUUUAUUUAAGGAGACUGUUUCACCCAAGAAGAAAAACUGGAUGUUGAUCACCUGAUCUAACAAAGACUUGCACCUAAUCAGAGAAGAGGGAGGGAAGAAUAAGUUGCAGGCAGGAGCUUGGAGGGAAUACAAUCUGGGCUCAUGCAGGGAUAGAAAUGGAGAACUUCAAUUCCAAGGACAUGGCUAUGAAAGCCCAGAAAAAGAUUCUCAGCAACAUGGCCAACAAGUCAGUAGUGCAGAUGUUCAUCGAUGAUACGAGCAGUGAGAUCCUGGAUGAGUUGUACCGCGUGUCGAAGGAGUACACAGGGAACCGCAAUGAGGCCCAGAAAGUGAUUAAGGACCUGAUUAAGGUGGUAGUGAAGAUUGCUGUGCUCUUCAGACAUAACUGCUUUAGUGAGGAGGAACUGAGAGUAGCCCAGAACUUCAAGAAGAAAUUACACCAGGGAGCCAUGACGGCGAUCAGCUUCCAUGAGACCUUUUCCUGCUGCUGUCCAGUGUUCAUGUCAUACAAGAGUCAUGAAUGGAUUUUAUUACAACAUAAAAAGUAUCCACAAAGGUCAAGAUUUCUGAUGCGUCUGUUCAUUAUGUUGGUUGACUUCACAUUUGACAAGGCAGUGAUAUCAGACAUCCUAACUGCAUGCAGAGACAUGCUGCUGAAGCUAGUGUCCACUCAUCUCACAACGAAAUCCCAUGGACGCAUCAACCAUGUCUUCAGCCAUUACUCGGACCCUGAGUUCCUCACCCAGCUGUACAAUCCAAAUGGCCCUUUCAAGUCCAACCUCCACAAAAUCUGCAGUGGACUCAACAAACUGCUUGAAGAGGGGAAAUUAUGAGUGUUGCACCAUUGGGACCUUUCAAUAUUAUUGUUGUAAAGGGACCAGCAAGGUUCUGGACUAGAGAAAAGUAAAGAAAGAAACAAACUCCAGACAAAUGACAACUCUUAUGUCAGUUUCCUGGGUGCUAUUAUAGUUCAACACCAUGUUUUGCCUAUUGCAUGAAAGUCACAUUUCAUGUCCUUGCUGGCAGCCUUGUGCAAAAUAGAUGAAUGUUACUUUUUAAAAGCUAACCAGUGACUUUAGUGAUAUCUCAAAAAACAGCUUGGUGCAUUGAACAGAACUCUUGGAGAGUAUUUACAUUUACAAAUAUUUCUAACCAUGAAUUCCUGCUGCCUUUCUGACAACAAACAAAGUUUGUUGUGUAUAUGAAAAGUUCUGUAAAUUUGUUUUAGUUGCAUAUUGUCCAAUAGUUGAAUGAAUUAUGAAUAGUGAAAAAAGAAGGCAAACUGAAUUAUCAGCAUGAACAUCCAUAAAUCAAAAUAAGGGAUUUUAUAAUAACUAAUAGCAACACUGAAUAUUUUAAACAAUGACAGAGUCACAUGCUACCUUCUUCAAACACAGAGACGGUGCUCUGAAUACAAGGGUUAACAGUUAAUGACAUAAUUAACCCAUAAUAACAUUUAAAAGUUGGAUGUAGAAAGAAUAUUUCACAAUGUAUUUGCAAUUGUAAUGCAAUUGUAAACUUAGCCAUCCAAACGGUAAUUAAGAAUCUGUAACAUACAUGAGAUGUAAAAGAAAAUGACAAAAUGCAAAGCCUAGUAGAGCAGGUAGGGGAAGGUGACCAAGGCGACAGGUUCAAUUAGCAAGGGAAGACACAUACUAUCAUACUGAUUAAUAUGUAAGUCGCUCUGCAUAAGAGCAUCUGCCAAGUGCCAUAAAUGUAAAUGGACAAAGCUCUAUUACAUAUUAGCAGAGCUCUUUUCUGCCACCUACAGUCACUUUGCACUGAAGGAAAACCAGUUUCUCAGUAAUGCGCCAACUUAAAGAAAAUUCCUUGAGCUAAUAAUUAAUUGUUCACUUCUUUUCUGUGCCAAAAAGGCUACCUGUUGGCAUUUUAGUUAUUAGAACUUAAAUAUCAGUUUAGACUGAUAAAGUCAGUGAGAGUUGAAGGAAUAUAAAUAUUUUAAGCACUUGUAAGGAGCAGACCUUUCAUAUAACCAAACCUAAGGAAAAGUAUCUAAAUUUUCAUGUUCAGAUAUUGACUACCACUCCAUACUUUGUAUAAGAUUCCUGUAACUAAUCUUCAUGGCCGGCUUCAUGGUUUGUAUGUGUAUCCUACACAUACCCUCCAACUGUAAUACUAAACAUUUUUAAAAAUCUAUUAACCAUUACAAAAAUAUAUCACUUGACAUUCUUCUCUCAUUAUCUUAAAAAGUGUGUCUGAUGA